Molecule: messenger RNA, 4487 nt
Organism: Dicentrarchus labrax (European seabass)
Lineage: Eukaryota; Metazoa; Chordata; Actinopteri; Moronidae
Gene: hsf4
Product: heat shock transcription factor 4
Exons: 13
Coding region: 431-1759 (442 amino acids)
Biological process (GO): regulation of DNA-templated transcription
Molecular function (GO): DNA-binding transcription factor activity; sequence-specific DNA binding
Source: RefSeq, a predicted model, not a curated record
UGGAUGACUGGUGUGGCAGGGAGAACAGAGAGACAAGAGCAAAAGAGAAAAAGAAAGUGAAAGAGACACCCAGAUAGAAUUAAGGUGGAUAUAUUAAACAGACACAAGAAAAGACAAAUAGCAAAGAAAAACUCUAUCAAAAUUAGAAAUAAGGUGAAAUUAGGUCGACACGGACAUAUCGAGACAGUGUGACUGACUGAAAUGGAAUCAAAGAGACUGAGACAAACUUGGGAUUACCAGUAACGGAUCAUCAGAAGUGGAGUUUCUCAAACAUGGACUAGUCUGGGAAUUUGCAUAUAUACAUACACACACACACACACACUCACACACAGACACACACCAUCCAAACACACACACACACACACACACACACACACACACACAUUUGGUUUCCUGUUGUGAGCCGUCUUGGCAGUGGACAGGUGUCAGUAUGCAGGAGUCUCCAGGUGCUAUGGGUGUAGAUGGCAGCUAUGCCAGCAAUGUUCCAGCCUUCCUCACUAAACUGUGGACCCUGGUGGAGGAUCCAGAUACCAACCAUCUCAUCUGCUGGAGCGCUACUGGGACCAGUUUCCAUGUGUUUGACCAGGGACGCUUUGCCAAGGAAGUUCUGCCCAAGUACUUUAAACACAAUAAUAUGGCGAGCUUUGUUCGACAGCUCAACAUGUAUGGUUUCCGUAAGGUGGUGAACAUUGAGCAGAGCGGUCUGGUGAAGCCUGAGAGAGACGAUACAGAGUUCCAACAUCUGUACUUCCUCCAGGGACAUGAACACAUGUUGGAACACAUCAAGAGGAAGGUAUCCAUAGUGAAGAGUGAGGAGACUAAAGUCCGUCAGGAGGACCUCAGUAAACUUCUGUAUGAAGUUCAGCUUCUUAGAACACAACAGGACAACAUGGAGUGUCAGAUGCAAGACAUGAAACAGCAGAAUGAAGUGCUGUGGAGAGAGGUGGUCUCACUGAGACAAAACCACACACAGCAACAGAAAGUCAUGAACAAGCUGAUUCAGUUUCUGUUCAGCCAGAUGCAGUCCAACACACCCAGCACUGUGGGCCUAAAGAGAAAGCUACCCCUGAUGUUGGACGAUGGCUCUCCGAGCCCUCCUGCCUCCAAGUUCAGCCAUAAUCACCCAAUGGAGCCAAUGCAUGAGCCCUUCUACAUCCAGUCGCCAUCCAGUGAUACUGCUUCUUGCUCUACUAGUGGGCUGACAGGAGGACCAAUCAUAUCAGAUGUUACUGACAUGUCUCAGGCCAGCAUGGCCCUCCAGAUGCAGCCUGAUGAGACCAGGGAGAAGUGCAUGAUGCUUAUUAAAGAGGAGCCUGUGAGUCCAGGAGUGAGAGGAGGAGGGAAAGGAGGCGGCGGGGUAGGGGGAGGAGAGGCCGUGGCGUUGACCUCCUCAUGUGAGGUGUGCUCCUCGGAACCUCCUGUCCUCCCAGUUGCAAUGGUCCAGUCUGUUCUGGAGGGGAGAGGCUCUGUGGCCUCUAUGGUGGAGAGGAGGAGUAAGAGACCUGCCCUUGACAGAGUGGAGGUUUCAGACGCAGUGGAGAACGUGGAUAUGAGCCUGGAGGAGCUUCAGCAGCUGCUGCUCAGGAGCCAUCAGCAGAGUACUGUGGAAGCUGGGACCAGCGCUGUAAUGGAUCCCUUCAGUUUAAGCCUGCCUCUGACUGAGUGGAACUUUACAGAGAUGGAGUCCAACCUCAAAUCAUACAUGUUCCAGAACCAGGAAGCGGAGGCUUUUCCAGCUGCUGGCUGUGAGGAACAGUGAUCAAUCUGUGCUGCGGACUGUCCUUUCUGAAGUGGAAGGCCACGGAAGCUGCUCUUCCCCUCAUUAUUCCACUCUGCAUGAGUUUGAUGCCACGGCCCUGCCAGGCUGUUUCUUACACGUGGCUUUAUUUUAUUUUCUUUCUUAACAUUCAUGUACCCACAAAUAGCAGCAAUGAAAAAUCUGUAUCCUUAUAUUUCCUGGUCAACUGACUGCAAGUGGACCUAUGAGCUACCAGCUCUGUGGGCAUGACCGCUGCCUGCAUGAGGAAAGAUGCCGGUCUAAGUUUUUCAUAGUUACCCAAAACAAACAAGUGUGUUAUGACAUAGUUAUAUCUAGACUCCAAUAUUAAGCCAGCUGGAUGCAGACAGUGCAUUCUUGGCUCCAGCACUUUAGUCUUUGUGUGAGAGGGAGUUCCUGCUUGUGGAAGUGACUUUUUCUUCCUACUGUAUAAAGAAUCUAUUACGGAUGUACAAAUGAAUAUUUUUAUUAUUUUAUCCUUAUGACAAAAAUACUGUAUUUGUAUCCAAGACAAAACUUUGGCAAAAAAAAAAAAAAAAAAUUGUGAAAAACCUUCUUGGGGGGCUAUGUAGCAUACUGUAUAAAACAAAUUAUGUGAUUUUUUCAGUCCGUGAAAGGGUGUAGAAAAUUUAAGGGCUCCUCAUAUACUUGCAUUUCAAACCAUGAUAAAUGUGUUGAGAUAGAUCAGAGGUGAGUUAUCCUUCCAUGAUAUGAAAGGUUCUUCUAGCAAAAAUAUGGAUUCAAGCCACUCUUAAAAUCCCUUAAGAAACCUUUGGUUUUUUCAAGCAUAUCAUGAUAGAAGGUUUUACACAUUUAAGCACCCAUCUAAUGUAUCUUUGCACAGGCCUGACAUGUAGCCAGAGACUUAGAGUUACUUCUCUUCUGUCCAUUUGAAUGUGAAGUUUAAAGGAAAUAUUCAAACAUAGACUUCUCAUUUGACAAAACCAUUAACACCACUGCAUUUUUGCACAAUCUGUAUCACUAGUUAUAUAUAGUUAUAUAAACAGUCAAGACAGUGGGAUGCUGCUUUUAAUACUUUGUUAAAAAAGAUACUCAACUGUCCAGGAGCCGGUCUUUAAAAGGAUUUCAUUAUGAUGAUGACUGUUUCAUUAAAUGUAUGGUGGGGGUGGUUACUUGAGAAUUGAAUCUGUUAUAGAACCAUGAAUACCUGCAUGAAAACAUGCAUAUUAAUUCUCUGGAUUGCUAAAAGAACAUUAAUAACGCUGAUUAUGGCAUUAGAUGUAAAAUAUUUGUCCUCCACACUGGUUGCAGGCAACAGUUUAAAGGUUCAUUUAGCGCUAAAUAUUUUUCUGGGAAACUUCCUGGAGAUGAGUUGAAUCGUGCAAUACUGUACAGAACUGUGAGAACUCACAAAAUUGCAAUACAUGGAUGACCAUGGGAAUGUAGGAAACAGCAACUGUGAGUGGUGGACUGGAAGACACCAUAGUAAGAUGCACUACAGAAGGACAGUGUUAGCCUGUGAGUGCAAAAGCUACGCUAACUUUUGACACUGAGUCAGACAACAGCCUCAACUUGUAGCUACAGGUUUGGGGGGGCACGCAUCAGCUAUAAAUGAAAUCCUGGUCAGACCAAAAGGAUUUGAAGCAACUGAACGACAAGCUGACCACUGUCAGAGCGGCACGCUGCUGCUAGCAAGGCUAAAAAAUCAGGGCGGCGGUUUUCAUUAGCUUUUUGCAAAGGGCUUUUCUCGAUGAUGAUGCUUUUAAAUCUUCUGUGUGCACUACUACCUAUUAUGACUCCAAUUACUAUGUGUUCAUUAUCAAUAUUAUAGCUACUGAAUUCAUAAUGCUUUAACUUUGCAUCUACAUUUGGUACAGUAUGAUUCUGCAAAAGUUGGAAAAGAAAUUCCUCUGACAUAGACGUGAUUACAAUUGAGAUUUUUGCAUUAAGAGAGGAAAAAAAGUGAAAGCACUGAAAGGAUGCAUUCAUGUUGUGUAGAUAUACCUAAACAUUAUAUUAAAAUUGCUAAAUUAGAAAGCUAAUGCAAACUGCCCCCUGCUGGUUAAGGUUUUGUGACAGACCUUCCUUUCUUAGUGCAUGCUUCGGGAGAAGGGGAAAAAGCAAGCCGUGGUGUAAAACAAGUGAAAUUGCACUAAAUAUCACAGUUGUAUGAUAUUUGAGAGUAUACAGUACAUUUUAGACAUAGCAUUUAUUCUUGUUCCUCAUGAUAAUAUGAGUGUUAAUGGGUUUUUUUCAAGGAGUGAUGAAUACAUUCAGUUGCUGUUGUGUUCUCAAUUUAUUCUGUUUUCCAUUUUAACCAUUUGCACUGGAAAUGAACGGAUGUGUGUUCAAAUGACAUUUAUGCUUGUCAGGAUUGCAGAUAGUAUUUCUGUUAACUGAGUGAAAAGAUCUCUUCUGUAACAAAGCCUGGCAUCCCAAAAGCACAUCUGCACUAUGUACGGACAGUACAAUACAUCAGCAUAUACAUAAAAAUAAACAAAAAAUAGAAAGUAAAACCCUUUCUUGUUUCAACAAACUACACCAGCUGCCAGUAAAGACACACAGGUGACCUUAGUGCUUAGAUGCUUUUGAAAGCUGGCCACAACCUGCUGAAAAUGUGAAUUGUUUUUAAUGGUUUUUUGCAAAGACUAAAGUGUAUUGUUACAGAGAGUCAAAGAAACUGAACAUGUAUUCCACCUGUGUAUGAAUAUUUAAGUUGUUAAAACAAAUAAAAGUGAAAGAAAGCAGA